GUUUAAGGCGGCUACACCUUGUGAGUCGCCCCUCCGCUCUCUCUCUCUCUCUCUGCCUCUCCCUCUCUGUAUCUCGAUCUGUCGACCGAUCUAUCGAUCCCAUUGUACUGAACUCUUUUCCCCAAUAUCACCAGUACUCUCACUUUGAUUGUCUCUGCUCCAAAAAAUUUCCCAGAAAAUUUGCAAUCUUUUUGGAUAUCCUGUAUCAUUCUUUUUUAAGUUAUCCCAUUCAAGUUUUAAUAAAUAAAUCCCCAAGAUGCGGAGAAGUUUAUACAGACAAGCUUAUUUGAAGAAAUUGAGGCUCUCCCCUGAGUCCUGCUGGUCUUUCUUACCUUCUUCUAACUUGGUAAAAUAUCCUCAAGGUUCACACUUUCCCCAGAAAACUACACUAUCUGACAGCCAAUCCCAAUUCCAUUCUUCAUCUACAGAAGUGGGUUUUCCCCGAAUUGGUGAAUCAUUUUCUCGGACUCACCACAUGGGUAUAUUUAAUGUCACAAAAUCUGGCGACCCUUUAAGUUUUUCUGGGUCUUGUGGUUAUCCAAGGGAUUAUGCAAGUGUUGCUGAGGCCAUUGUUUCGACUUCAGAAGAAGACAUUGACGAAAUUCAAGAAUUACAAGAGGAAAUGAGCAAAGAAAAUAACGCUAGGGAACCAAAUUUUCAACAGGCGAAGCAGCCAAAAUUGGUGGGUGGGAUGGGGAUAGGAAAGUACACUAUACUUAGGAGAAGACAAAUGAAGAUGGAGACUGAAGCAUGGCAAGAGGCGGCUAAGGAGUACCAGGAGCUUCUAAUGGACAUGUGCGAGCAAAAACUUGCACCCAAUUUGCCUUAUAUAAAGUCAUUGUUUUUGGGCUGGUUUGAGCCAGUGAAAGAUGCAAUAGCAGCUGAGCAAGCGUUGUGCAAGGAAGGGAAAAAUCGGACUGCUUAUGCUAUGUACUUUGAUCAUUUACCGGCAGAUAUGAUGGCAGUCAUUACUAUGCAUAAGCUGAUGGGGUUGUUGAUGACUGAGGGAGGAAAUGGCAGUGCCAGAGUGGUGCAAGCUGCUUGCCAGAUUGGUGAAGCCAUUGAGCAAGAGCACCAUUUUGGUGCUAACUUUGCCAGUGACAUGGUAAGGGCGAACACUUGGAAACAAGCUUAA
Messenger RNA from Ilex paraguariensis (yerba mate), 1135 nucleotides. NCBI's taxonomy places the organism in Eukaryota, Viridiplantae, Streptophyta, Magnoliopsida, Aquifoliales, Aquifoliaceae. The record is from the annotation of a GenBank genome assembly.